AUGAAGACGGACAAAAGUCAGACACUUCUACAACUUCAUCCUCAGGAGCACAACUGGAACUUUUUCAGGUGGAUCUCCCCCCUGCUCAGGAAGGGCUUCACGAAGAAGCUGGAGCUGAGCGACGUCUACAAGGCUCCCUCUUUUGACCUGGCAGACACCCUCUCAGAGAGACUUGAAAGGGAAUGGGACAGAGAGGUGGUGUCAGCCAAGAGGCCCAAGCUCCUGAAAGCACUGGCCAGAUGCUUCUUUGGCCCCUUCGCCUUCUUUGGCAUCCUCCUCUACCUCGGGGAAGCAUCCAAGGCUGUGCAGCCUCAGCUUUCAGGUCGCAUCAUCGCUUCCUUCGACCCUUUCCAUGCUCCCGAACGGAGUCAGGGAUACUACCUGGCCCUGGGCCUCGGCCUCCUCUUCACCGCUCGCUUAAUCCUGUUGCAGCCCGCCAUCUUCGGCCUGCAUCACCUGGGCAUGCAGAUUCGCAUUGCUCUCUUCAGUCUCAUUUACAAGAAGACCCUGAAGCUGUCCAGCCGAGUCUUGGACAAGAUCAGCACCGGUCAGCUCGUCAGCCUGAUGUCCGCCCACCUCAACAAGCUUGAUGAGAGUCUGGGUCUGGCCCACUUCAUCUGGAUCACCCCUCUGCAGUGCAUUCUGUGCACGGGUCUGAUCUGGGAGCUGAUCCAGGUCAACUGUUUCUGUGCUCUGGCAGCUCUCACUCUGCUCGGCAUCGUCCAGGCCUGGCUCUCCAUGAAGAUGGGACCUCACCGGGUGAAGCGAGCCGGGCUGAUCAGCCGCCGUCUGGCUCUGACAUCAGAGAUUGUGGAGAACAUUCAUUCUGUGAAGGCGUACGGCUGGGAGGAGGUGAUGGAGACCAUCAUCAAGAACAUCAGACAGGAUGAAAUGACACUAACUAGAAAGAUUGGCUCUCUGCGGUAUUUCUACAGUGCCUCGUACUUCUUCUCUGCCAUCUUAGUCAUCAUCUCAGCCAUAGUGCCGUAUGCAGUCAGCAAAGGCAUUAUCCUGCGUCGAAUUUUCACCACAGCCUCCUACUGCAUAGUGCUUCGUAUGACGCUUACCCGCCAGCUGCCAGGCUCCAUCCAAAUGUGGUACGACACGCUGGCACUGGUCAAAAAGAUUGAGGAUUUCUUGCUGAAGGAGGAGUACAUGAUGCUGGAUUACAACCUAACCACUGUUGGACUGGAGCUUGUCAACGUGUCUGCAUCCUGGGAUGAGGGGAUAGUGGAGCUCUUUGAGAAGAUCAAGCUGGAGAACAAAAACAACGGACACCUGAAUGGGGACAGCGGACUCUUUUUCACCAACUUGUACGUCACGCCUGUCCUCAGAAACAUCAGCCUGUGCCUGGACAAAGGCACCAUGCUUGCAGUGGCUGGAUCUACUGGCUCAGGAAAGAGUUCUCUGCUCAUGAUGAUCCUGGGAGAGCUGGUGCCAUCAGAGGGUACAGUCAGACACAGCGGGAGGAUCUCUUAUUCAUCACAGACGUCAUGGAUCAUACCAGGGACCAUUCGGGACAACAUCCUGUUUGGUUUGACCUACGAUGAGUACCGCUACACCUCCAUUAUCAAGGCCUGCCAGCUAGAAGAGGACCUCGCCUUACUGCCUGAGAAAGACAAGACGGCUCUCCUUGAAGGAGGCGUGACCCUCAGUGGGGGUCAACGAGCGAGGAUUUGCCUUGCCAGGGCUGUGUAUAAAGAUGCAGAUCUCUACCUGCUCGAUGCACCGUUCACUCACCUGGACAUUGCUACGGAGAAAGAAGUCUUUGAAAAAUGUGUCUGUAAACUCAUGGCCUCCAAGACUCGUGUUGUGGUCACCAGCAAGUUGGAUCAUCUCAAACGAGCUGACAGAAUCCUUCUGCUGCACAACGGAGACUGUUACUUCUACGGCACAUUCUCCGAACUGCAGGCCAAGCGCCCGGACUUCAGCUCCCUGCUGCUUGGAAUUGAGGCCUAUGACAACAUUGCAGCAGAGCGACGCAGCUCUAUACUCACAGAGACUCUUCGCAGGGUUUCAGUGGACGAAACCACUGGGUUUCGUGGUGCAGAACCCAUUCGCCAGUCGUUCCGUCAUGCACCUCCUCAGAACCAUGUAGUGGGUGAUGGCUACCCUGAAAAACGCAAACAGUCGCUAAUCCUGAACCCUCUAGCAGCUGCCCGCAAAUUCUCACUAAUCAGAAACUCUGAACAGGCGAGCAAUUUUCAGUCCACGACCAUAGAAGAUGGGGUUCACGAACUUCCAGAGAGGAGGUUCUCUGUAGUUCCUGAAGACGACCAAGUGGAGGAGAUGCUUCCAAGAAAUAACCUAUACCACCAUGGGUUACAGCAUCUGAACGGGCAGAGGCGCCAGUCCGUCCUGCAGUUCAUCACCAACUCUCAGGGCCACGAGCGCCGGGAGCAGAUGCAGUCGACCUUCAGGAAGAAGCUGUCCAUCACACCUCAGUGUAACCUGGCCUCCGAGCUGGACAUCUAUGCCCGCCGCCUGUCCAAGGACAGCGUGUUUGACAUUACUGAGGAAGUAGAUGAAGAAGACAUGGAGGAAUGUUUUGCAGAUGAGCGGGAGAACAUCUUCCAGACGACCUCGUGGAGUACUUACCUGCGCUACGUGUCCACCAACAGGAGCCUGAUCUACGUCCUAAUAUUCAUCAUGAUCGUCUUCGUCAUCGAGGUUGCUGGUUCAGUCACUGGCAUCUUCCUCAUCACUUCGUGA
Molecule: messenger RNA, 2712 nt
Organism: Nematolebias whitei (Rio pearlfish)
Lineage: Eukaryota; Metazoa; Chordata; Actinopteri; Cyprinodontiformes; Rivulidae
Gene: cftr
Product: CF transmembrane conductance regulator
Exons: 16
Coding region: 1-2712 (903 amino acids)
Biological process (GO): bicarbonate transport; chloride transmembrane transport
Cellular component (GO): cytosol; apical plasma membrane; plasma membrane
Molecular function (GO): ATP binding; ABC-type transporter activity; chloride channel activity
Source: RefSeq, a predicted model, not a curated record